AUGAUUAAUGAAUCAUCAAAGACAGCCUUGCCCAAUAACACAACCUCUCAUUUGAAAUGCUCUCAAAACAAAUUAAAAAACCCAUCAUCAAUAUCAUCUUCUUAUAAUUCCACGUAUAUCGAUGCAAAUGACGAUGUUAAGGACUCUAUGGUUUUACAAACUGUAGAAGUAGAUUCUAUACUCGAUCUUACAAGAGAUGCUCGUAUUGCUUCCCUACGCAAUAACUCUGGCUUAUACAAAUUACCUUCCAACGACUCCAUUGCAUCUUUCACAAAUAAUAACGUUUCUAGUCCUUUGACUCCAAGCAAAUCAUUUAUAAAGGCAAAUAACCAUUCAUUUGGUAAAUACAUGGUCCAAGAUUAUUCUCCUUAUAACACAUCGACUCCUCAAACGAUACAAACUCCCAUGAUUCGUUCGGUAAGAACAAAUUAUUUAAGACCAAAUAUGAGAUUCACAGGGUAUCAAAUAUCAGGAUAUAAGAGAUAUCAAGUUUCCAUUCUUCUAAAAACAGUAGAUCUACCUUCUAAUAACGUAACGUAUGAUUAUUCAAACCCACAUCUUUCAGGUUACCUUUCUAUCAAGGGGUUGACCAACCAAUACCCAGAAAUCACUACAUUUUUCGAAAGUUUUGUCAUUGAUCAUGUCAAUCUUUCGUUUCUAUCAAAUACUUGGAAUAGUUAUCCAAAUUUGAAAAAUUUCACAUCUUCUAUAUCAAAUGAUUUAGAUCAUUGGUUCAAUUUUACUUCUUUUAAAAAUUUGGUUUCUCAAUUGAAUUUACCAAACCAAGUUUCUGAUCUAAUAGAUUCUUCAUACGUUGAUAAAGUUUUGCGUGAAAAGACGUUGACUUAUUUGGAUAAUAGAUUUAUCUUCAUGAGAUGGAAGGAAAAAUUCCUAGUGCCAGAUUCAGAGAUAGAUAACAUAGAAGGUGCAUCUUUUGAAGGUUUUUAUUAUAUCGUCCAUGAUCAAUAUACAGGUAACAUUAAGGGAUUUUAUUAUCAUAAAGACGCAGAGAAAUUCCAACAAUUGGACUUGAUUCCAGAUUUCAUCGACGACAAGGGCGGUAACGAAGAUUACGAGUUUGCUUAA
Messenger RNA from Henningerozyma blattae CBS 6284, 1086 nucleotides. It is a transcript of the gene VID24, whose product is annotated as glucose-induced degradation complex subunit VID24. Gene Ontology annotation, biological process: negative regulation of gluconeogenesis; protein targeting to vacuole; protein catabolic process in the vacuole. The record is from RefSeq and is a predicted model, not a curated record. The transcript has a single exon. Gene Ontology annotation, cellular component: extrinsic component of membrane; GID complex. The coding region runs from base 1 to 1086 and encodes 361 amino acids. Lineage: Eukaryota; Fungi; Ascomycota; Saccharomycetes; Saccharomycetales; Saccharomycetaceae.